Messenger RNA from Magnolia sinica, 2554 nucleotides. RefSeq lists its product as uncharacterized. Lineage: Eukaryota; Viridiplantae; Streptophyta; Magnoliopsida; Magnoliales; Magnoliaceae. Bases 199 to 2337 code for a protein of 712 amino acids. The transcript is spliced from 10 exons. The record is from RefSeq and is a predicted model, not a curated record.
AGUUCUGGGAGCAGUAGUCACACCUCAAUUGCACAUGUGUCAUGCAUGCAAUUCAAUCUAGACCGUCCACUGUGAUGGGCCUGUUGUGACUGUUGAAUUUGUACUGCCAAUCACCUUUUCAUUUAACUGUCCGUUGAUGACACCAAUUGAAAGGUAUCUGCUAGAAUAGCUCCCUUUUAGCAUACUUACGGCUAUCUCAUGGCUCAAAAGGGGAACCAACAGAAGAAUGGCUUAGAUUGCAAUACUACAAACAGCAAACAUACACCUUCAGAAUCAAUGGGCCCAUCAUUGCAAGAGAAGAAAGAUAAGGUAAAGGCAUAUGAGGGAAAUGUUAUUGAUGGGUGCUGGCCAAGCAGCUCAUCUGACGUAAGAAUGAAUAACACCAAACAUUUGGGAGAUGAGAAGAAAAGCACACCGAAAUCUGACACCAUCGGUAGCAAGGAAGAACUGGCUGAUGAUGAUAAAGCACUUCAUUUAGAACAACCAAUGCCCAUGUCUAGAAAUUCAAGAGAUGGUGUAGGAAAUGAAUCAAUGUCUGAUGAUUCCAAGUUAAGAGAUGAGGUGACACCAGUAGGCAGUAGCCAUGGUCCAAAAGAUAUGGAAAGCGGUUCAGACCACUUGCAGCACGGUUUGGCGGCCGAGGAUGUGAUGGCUGGUAGGAGUUUAGGAGCUUCAGCUUUGUCUAUCUGGGAAGUGGUCAGCGGGUGGCUCGAAAGGCAGAAGCAAUCAAUCAAUAUUUCAAUGCCCAUUUUAUUCAACCUGUGUAAUUACGUCCGUCUCAGGGCUGAGUAUCUUAUUUUCUGGAGGUGUCUUGUGCCUUUUGGGAAGUUGGUGCUGCUUCUUUCCUUGCUUUGGUUGGGGUGCUGUCUUAGGGGCUUCCGUUCCUUACUCCACCAGGGAACAGCAUGCUUUUUCACAGUUAUAUGGUGCAGCAUUCUCUCAAUUAUUGGAAUGGUUGGCGUUUCCAAAUUUCUUAUGUUGAUGGUAAUAGCUGGUAUAGUGGCGGUUUUCAGUGGUUAUGCUCUUGCAGUUUUGGUAACUGGAAUCUUUGCAACUGUAUUUUUGUGGAUGUAUGGCAGCUUUGGGAUAACUGGAUCCAUCGUCUUUGUUGGAGUGAUUGCACUUUCUUUGGGCCUUGAACGCCCUGCAAUCGCAAUUGCCACCCUUUAUUCUAUACAUUGCACAACAAGCUAUGUUGGAUGGCUCGGCUUGCUCUUGGGAUUAAACCUCUCUUUCAUUUCGAGUGAUGGCCUGAUGCACUUUCUAAAAAAUAACCCAAAUGAGCACAGACGCAAUCGCUCCCAACGACGAUCAGCGGAAAGCCGAGGUAGGCAGCCUUCAGGUGAUGCCUUUUGGUCUGCUUCUAGGAGAUCUACAACAGGUGGGGCUGAAGCAGAAUUAACAUCUGAAGCUGAAGUUGUUCGGCUGUUGAAGUGUAAGGAUCACUAUGCGGCAUUGGGCUUGUCCCGUUACGAGCAGAUAGAUGUUUCUUGGCUCAAGCGGGAGUACCGUAAAAAGGCAAUGCUGGUCCACCCAGAUAAAAAUAAGGGUAAUGAAAAGGCUGUAGAAGCCUUCAAGAAACUCCAAAAUGCAUAUGAGGUUUUGCUAGAUUCAUUGAAGCGAAAAGCAUAUGACAUGGAAUUGAGGAGGGACGAGUUGCUGAACUAUUUCCGCAGGUUCCAAAGUUCCUCUCAGGUUUCAAGCUUGCCCUUUGUUCUCCAGAAUCAAAGGCAUGGUUUCUUUGCAUCUUGGUUCUGUCGUUCUGAAGCUGAUGGUAAUGACUCCCAUGGAGAUUCGAGAAGAAUAGCUUGCAAAAAGUGCGGUGAUUUUCACACGUGGGCAUAUACAGAUAGAUCAAAAUUCCAAGCAAGAUGGUGCCAGGACUGCAAAGAUUUCCAUCAAGCUAAAGACGGAGACGGAUGGGUUGAACAAUCUUUUCAUCCCUUUUUAUUUGGAUUGUUUCAGAAGGUGGGUGCUCCCUGUGCAUACGUUUGCAUUGGAGGAAAAAUAUAUAACGUAACCAAAUGGCUUACUUGUCAGGGAAUCAGAUGUGCAGCUAACACUCACAAGCCGAGCUUUCACGUCAGCGCCAGCAAUGCCUCCAAGCAUGGCACUACGGGAACUGGUUCAACAUCCAAAGGCAGUGGAAUGCCAGCCUUCUACAUGGAUGAGAGCCUGACAGACGAGGCAUUCUUCGAGUGGUUGCAGAACACAGUGCAGUUGAGCGUGUUUGAAGCUGGCAGCCCAUCAUCCGAGAGCCCUUCAACCAGCAGUGGCUCCAAGAGCGGUGGCAGCAAUGGUGGAAAGAGAAAGAAGAAGGGAAAGAAGCAAUGGUGAGCACCCAUUUCCUCAGAGACCCAAAAUCAACCUUCUCCAGAGCAGGUGAUCUUUCCAUAGAUAUGAAAGCUAUCUAAAUAUACACUAAACACCAUAUUGUUAGCUUGUAGGCCUUUUAUCAGUAGACAUUUUCAUUUCAUUCUCAAUACAUCGUUCUGUACAGUCGACUUUCUUUUUACGUUUUGCAUCAAAAUCAUCGAAAUAUGCUCGUUCUGUA